Messenger RNA from Salvia splendens (bonfire salvia), 889 nucleotides. RefSeq names its product endo-1,3;1,4-beta-D-glucanase-like. The transcript has 7 exons. NCBI's taxonomy places the organism in Eukaryota, Viridiplantae, Streptophyta, Magnoliopsida, Lamiales, Lamiaceae. Bases 75 to 788 code for a protein of 237 amino acids. The record is from RefSeq and is a predicted model, not a curated record. Gene Ontology annotation, molecular function: hydrolase activity.
AAAAAACAAAGAAUAACUCUUUAAAUAAUCUUAUUUUGGGAACCGACACAGUGAAAAGAAUCAAGAAAUCCAAUAUGUCGGGAGCUCAGUGUUGUGAGAAUCCACCAGCUCUAAACUCAGCCAGUGGAAAUGGGAAAGUUGAAGAAUUUGGAGGCCUUAGCUCUUACAUUUCUGGCCCUGCUAAUUCCAAGGCUGCUGUCAUUUUGAUCUCAGAUGUUUUUGGAUAUGAAGCUCCACAUUUGAGGAAGAUUGCAGACAAAGUCGGGGCUGCUGGAUUUCGUGGCGUGGUGCCAGAUUUCUUCCACGGAGAUCCCUACGUACCAGAUCAGAAGCCGAUCACUGAAUGGCUUAAAGAUCAUGGACCAGAUCAAGGGUUUGAAGAUGCAAAACCAGUUAUUGAAGCCCUGAAAAGCAAAGGGAUCACCAAGAUUGGAGGUGUUGGCUUCUGCUGGGGAGCCAAGGUGGUUGUGGAGCUGUCGAAGCAUCCUUACAUCCAAGCCGCGGUGCUCAUACAUCCUUCCUUCGUCUCAUUAGAAGAUAUUCAGGGAGUGAAGGUCCCAUUAUCUUUACUUGCAGCUGAGCUUGACGAUAUGUGUCCACCAGAGCUUGUCAAGCAAUUCGAAGCUGCCUUAAACGCAAAUCCUGAGGUGGAUAGCUUUGUGAAGAUAUUCAGUGGGUGCUCACACGGGUGGACUGUGAGGUACAAUGACGAAGACGAAGAGGGCGUGAAGAAGGCUGAGGAGGCUCAGAAAGACAUGCUGGAUUGGUUUGUUAAGUAUCUCAACUGAAAUUGAAAUUGGUUCACCUCUCUCGAUUCUUAUGUACCAAUGGCAAUAAAACUGUGGGGCUGAGGUCUUGUGGAUGAGUAUUUGACUAUUUGUUUAUCAAA